AUUUAGUUCCAAAAAUGAACUUUCGUAUUGAGUUCUUCUUUUUUAGUCUUGUUAUGUUUCUGCUUACCACCACCAUUUCUGCUUCUAUUGGCGGAAACGAGACUGAUCAUUGGGCGUUAUUGCAGUUGAAGUCCAUGAUCACUCUGGAUCCAUACGAAUCUCUAAGCUCUUGGAACGCUUCCUUUCAUUUCUGUGAUUGGAAUGGUGUUAUAUGUGGGAAGCGACACAGAAGAGUGAUUGCUCUAAACAUGUUUUCACAAGGCCUACAAGGCUCGAUAUCUCCUUAUGUAGGGAACCUCAGUUUUCUUCGUGGGUUAUUUCUCUGGAACAACAGCUUUCAUGGAACCCUCCCUCAUGAACUUGGUCGUCUAUCCAGGUUACGUUACCUCCAACUUGGCUCUAACAAAUUCAACGGAGUCAUUCCAACCAACUUGUCUGGUUGUUCUAAUAUUGAAGUAAUUGGACUUUAUGAAAACAAUCUAGUUGGAAGCAUACCCAAAGAGAUAGGUUUCCUCUCGAAACUUACUCUUAUUUUACUUCAGUAUAAUAACUUAACAGGUGGAAUCCCAGCUGUCUUGGGGAAUUUAACAUCAAUGAAAGUGUUAAAUGCUUUCUACAACCCGUUGGGUGGGAGCAUUCCAGACACCUUCGGGAAUUGGAAAAACUUAACAGAGUUUAGUUUGGGUUAUAGUAACUUAAAUGGAACUAUCCCUCAUUCCAUUUAUAACCUCUCACUCCUAAUAACUUUUUCCUUGGCUGAAAAUCAGCUUGUUGGUAAUCUUCCCUCAGCCUUAUGUGAAAUGCUCCCUCAUCUCGAGUAUCUUCAAUUAAGGAAUAACCAACUAACCGGACCUCUUCCACCCUCGAUAUCUAAUUGUUCGAAAUUAGGACUUCUUGAGGUGAACAACAAUAAUUUUAUUGGGAAGCUGACAAUCGACUUUUCAAAACUAAAUGAUAUCCAGUCAAUAACGUUGGGUGAUAAUGUCUAUGGAUUCGGAGAAGCUGAUGAUAUGAAGUUUAUUGAGACAAUGAAAAACUGCAGCAGAUUAGAGAGAUUGGAUCUUCGGAAUUGCAAGUUUCAGGGAUUGUUGCCCGCAUCAAUUGGUAAUCUUUCUGAUCAACUUCGGCUUCUUGUUAUACUACGAAAUAAUUUAUAUGGAAACCUCCCCUCAAGUAUAGGUAAUCUAGUCGGCUUAGAAGUUUUAGUUUUAUCUAAUAAUCAGUUCACAGGAAAAAUCCCUUAUACCAUUUCUAAGCUUAAAAACCUACAAAUUGCUUAUCUAGAUAGGAACCAAUUUUCGGGGCCGAUUCCAGAUGCCAUUGGGAACUUAUCAUUGUUGACUAAACUUUGGUUACAUUCCAAUAGAUUGGAUGGGCAUAUUCCAUCAAGCUUGGGAAAUUGUUAUAAUCUAUUAGAGUUGAAGCUUGAUGACAAUAAACUCAGCAGCCAAAUACCAAAACAAGUUCUUCAACUUUUAUCUCUAACCAUAGCAUUAGAUCUUUCUAAAAACAACCUGUUUGGGUCAAUUCCAAUAGAGGUUGGUGACCUCAAGAUGCUGACUUCUUUGGAUUUAUCUGACAAUAACUUAUCAGGUAGCAUUCCUAGUAGCCUUGGUGGUUGCAUUAGCCUUUCAUUCUUAUCACUUAAAGGUAACUUAUUUAAUGGCAUGGUACCACCAUCAUUAAGUUCCAUGAGAGGAGUUUCCACACUCGAUCUUUCUCAUAAUAAUUUAUCAGGCCAAAUUCCUCAAUUCUUACAACGGUUGAUCGUAUUAGAAUAUGUAAACCUAUCCUUCAAUGAUUUUGAGGGUGAAGUACCAGUUAUAGGAGUGUUUGCCAAUGCAAGUGCAUUUUCUAUUUUGGGGAAUCGUAGGCUUUGUGGUGGCUUGGCUGAACUUGGGUUAUUCAAAUGCAAGGAGACACGCAAACCUAAAAAAAGAUUUCCACUGUUUGCUAUAGUCAUUUUGAUUGCAUUCACAUUUUUCACGGUGUUAUGCUUUGUCUAUGUUUGGUGUAAGAAAAAGAAAGGCCAACAUUCUCAAUCAUCAACGGAUGAACACUUCAUGAAAAUAUCAUAUACUCAACUUUUCAAGGCUACCAAUGGCUUCUCCGAAGAAAAUUUGAUUGGCAAGGGUGGGUUCAGCUCUGUUUAUAAAGGAAUCCUUAAACAUGAUGAUGGAUAUGUUGCAGUCAAAGUAAUGCAUCUUCAAAACCGAGGUGCACACAAAAGCUUUAUAACAGAGUGUGAAGCAUGGCAGAGUAUUCGACAUCGGAAUCUGUUGAAGAUAAUAACUUCAUGUUCGAGUGUUGACAUGCAAGGCAAUGAGUUCAAAGCUUUGGUAUACGAGUUCAUGCCCAAUGGAAGUUUACAUGAUUGGUUGCAUUCACCCGCAAGUAAAUCCAGACUCAACCUUCUUCAAAGAAUAAAUAUUCUCAUUGAUGUCGCAUUUGCACUCGACUAUCUUCACAAUCACUGCAUAUCAACCAUUGUUCACUGUGACUUGAAGCCUAGCAACAUUCUACUCGAUGAUAAUAUGGUGGCCCAUGUUGGAGAUUUUGGUUUAACUCGAUUUCUUGGAACACAUGCAAACAAAAACAGCACAACUGUGAUUAGAGGAACAAUCGGUUAUGCACCUCCGGAGUAUGGUCUCGGGAGUGAGAUGACAACUAGUGGAGAUGUCUACAGUUUUGGGAUACUAGUAUUGGAGGUGAUGACAGGAAAAAUGCCAACAGACAACAUCUUUGGCGAAGAUCUUAACCUUCAUAAGUUUGCUUACACAACCUUGCCAGACUCUAUAACCAAUAUUAUCGAUAAUGACAUUCUACCUUUUCUUCAAGAGGAUGCUAUUUCUAAGCAAGGCAAGUUAGAAAAUGCAAAUAAUAUAGAACAUUGUGUGGCUUCAAUUAUCAAGAUUGGUGUAUCAUGCUCCGCGGAUUCCCCACCACAACGGAUGAAUAUCAAAAAUGUUGUCCACGGGUUGCAACAUAUCCUGGAAACGCUUAAAAAUAUUUGAGGUUACUUCUU
This is a messenger RNA of Lactuca virosa, 3025 nucleotides long. The record is from the annotation of a GenBank genome assembly. NCBI's taxonomy places the organism in Eukaryota, Viridiplantae, Streptophyta, Magnoliopsida, Asterales, Asteraceae.